Molecule: messenger RNA, 870 nt
Organism: Dicentrarchus labrax (European seabass)
Lineage: Eukaryota; Metazoa; Chordata; Actinopteri; Moronidae
Product: protachykinin
Exons: 5
Coding region: 228-524 (98 amino acids)
Biological process (GO): tachykinin receptor signaling pathway
Source: RefSeq, a predicted model, not a curated record
AAAGCUCUUGUGCGUAAAAGGAGCGACAAUGGACCCCCCCCCGUGGCGCAAUGGCGCAUCAUCAGGGAAGAUGCGCUGUUAGUCUGUUCUCUAUCAGCAUUUCAAAUAAUCCAGCAGCGAGCUGCAGACUACCUGCACGGAUAUUUAUUAUUAGCUGUAAUCCAGGCUCCAGAGGAAUCACAGAUUUGUAUGCAGACGCAUUUGGGUGAAGUUACGCACAGUUGGCGAUGAUGGAGCUUAUUAAAGUUGUUCUAAUUGUUGUGCUGCUUCUGACAAAUGUUUUCUGUCAAGAAAUGGAUGUUGACAACUGGAGAGAAGGCACCGAAGAGAACAAAUGGCCAAACUCUGAAGUAAUUGAAGAUUUAUUAGUGAGAAUGACCAGAAAACCAGGACCACGCCAGUACCUCGGACUCAUGGGGAAGAAAGACUCCGCAAAAACGCAGACAGCACGUAAACGGCAUAGAUUUCAAACCUUUGUUGGUCUGAUGGGUAAAAGAAGCUCUGAGGAUGAAGGAGCCCAGUGAGCUGCGCUGGAGACUGAGGAUCUGCUUUCUGUUCUUUGUUUCAUUUAAAAGCGGCUACAAAAACUUUAAUUUCUCCAGUUUAUCAUUGUUUCAUGAAUAAAACAUCACAUUUAAGUCUGUGGACAACCUUUAGGCGAACAGCGCCAUCUAGUGUUGACAUAACAAUGGUGAAACCCAGGAAUCUGUGACACUGGAGAUACUUUUAUGUAAACUAAAAUCCACACAAGUUCUCACAAUAAACCCAUCUCACUCCUCGGUAUCAUCACAGGUUUAUUAAGUGACUUUGUACAAUACAAAUGAAAAAUAAAAUUAAAAAUACAGAGAUGGAGUACAUAGCCAAAGCAAA